UGUGGGGUCAUUUGAAGCUAAAUGUAAUUACUCAUUAAAACAUAGCCCGCCCUGGAAAGUUCGUCGACUUGCCUCUCCUCGUCCCAAGUUCCCCAGUCCACCCUCAGUCCGCCUGUCCACUCGGCUCUGAUCCAUUGCCAAUCGGCAAUUCCGCCGGCACCAGAACAACGGUUUACUCGAUUCAGCCUUCCGAACCAUCACCUGUACUGUGACUCUGGCUUGAUCCCCAGCUUCACCUCAUCUGAUGCUGAUGCUCGACUGCUCAGGCCCAUAAUGAAAUCAUUCCUUGGCCGAUAACUAUCCAGGCUGGGAUCUGGGAUAAGUUUUACCCCACACGGAGUCUCGAACUCAAGGGUCUCCGCUUGUCAACCGAACAAGCUGCUUAGUAGAAGUUUUGUAUAUUAGGGGACUCAAGUUACUCUCUCAUCACCCAAGCACAUACGUCGUCUCCAGUGGCUUGGGUGUGACGGAAUGCCGUUGUUGCAACGAACAGCGCUACCAGUGUUCUUUGGGCUAGUUAUCGGUGUUCAUCGACUUUUGCAAAUGCACCGUGAUUGGGAUCGCUUAUUAGAAGCAUCACUGGAACCAAUUAUUCCCGGGAGGACGCUGCUUAGUAGAAUAUAUAGCACACGGGCCGUAUUCUAGAUCCCCAAUCUCGCACUGCAAUAACUUAUAUGGGGACAGACUCCAUCCAAGAUAGCCAGCAAGCUAACCAUACACCAGAACAUGAAUUACCCAAAAGAUGUUGUCUAGAAUCCUCAGCUCCAGCAUACAUAAACACCCAUCCCGCUCCCUCCUCUCUUUCUCACUCCCAAUUCUCCCAAUUCUCCCCAUCUCACCUCCCUCCUCCUCCCUAUCCUCCCCCUUCAUCUCAACCAGAGCUUUGUCAUCUUCCCGCCUAACAAACAGCCCUUUACUGCGCUCUAUCAACGACCAUACCAUAGUAUCUACCUCUGCAACAUACUGUUCACCAUCCCUAGCAUCCUCCUUCCACAGCAUGUCUCCUAUCUUCACAACUACAGUCAACGGCAACACCUCUCCGCUGCGUAAUGGCAUCCACGCAGCCGCAGCCGCAGCCACAGCACAACCCAUGGCUCCCGGGCCCAGCAGCCCGCCAAAGGAGGAAACCAACCCCAUGGACGACGUCAAACCGAAAGUCUACCUAGACACCAAACGCAGACUGCCCGAAUUCGUCCUGACUGACAAAGUCGUGCUGGUGUCUGGUGCCGCGCGCGGACUUGGGUUGACGCAGUCCGAGGCGUUAUUGGAAGCUGGUGCUACUGUCUACGCUCUCGACCGUCUGGAUAAUCCCUCACCCGAUUUCUAUCGCGUCCAGCAGCGCGCAGCAGAAGAGCUAAACACGAAGAUCCACUACCGUCGCAUCGACGUGCGCGACACCGAGGUUCUAAACGAGGUUAUCACGGAAAUCGCAGACCAUGAGGGUAGGAUAGACGGCCUCGUUGCCGCAGCGGGGAUUCAACAGGAAACUCCUGCGCUCGAGUACACUGCCAAGGAUGCUAAUAUGAUGUUUGAGAUCAACAUUACGGGCGUGUUUAUGACCGCCCAGGCUGUGGCGAAGCAGAUGAUCAGGUUUGGAAAUGGAGGGAGCAUUGUUAUGAUCGCGAGUAUGAGUGGGACUAUUGCGAAUAGGGGCCUAAUCUGCCCCGCCUACAACACCAGCAAAGCAGGCGUCCUCCAACUCGCCCGCAAUCUCGCCUCCGAAUGGGGCCAGCACGGCAUCCGCGUCAACACCAUUUCGCCCGGCUACAUCGUCACCGCCAUGGUCGAGGAGCUGUUUGUGAAAUACCCCGAGCGCCGCACGGAGUGGCCGAAGCAGAAUAUGCUGAACCGGCUCAGCGCGCCGCAGGAGUAUCGCGGCGCGGCUGUGUUUUUGAUCAGUGAUGCGAGCAGUUUUAUGACAGGCAGUGAUUUGAGGAUGGAUGGGGGGCAUAGUUCGUGGUAACUAGGCUUGAGCAUGAUGGAGAACAUACAACACAUAUCAUCCAUCCCUUUGAUGGCAUGCUUGAUUUUUCGUUGGUGGGUAUUGGGUAGCGGACUUUCUCGCCUUCUCACCUUUUUUUUUCUUUCUCUGCUGAUGCCUGAUUUCGUUGGUUAAGGAAACCAAGAUAAAGAAUAUACAGAAGAACAAGCAUAUAAAGACACUUCUAGAGAAGUAUGAGAAGAUCUUUCAAACAGAUCUUUCACUGAAAUUAUCACUGGAAGAAGAAUUUGUACAUGAGAUUGAUACAGAGAAUAUAAAACCAGUUAAUUAAAAUGCAUACCUUCUGUUGCAAAUACAUCUCAAAGAACAGAAGUAUCAGAUCACAGACCUUCUGAAAUGUAGUCUUAUACAACUCUUAUCAAGUAUGUGAGGUUUCUCAGUUGUAUUUAUGAAAAAGAUAAGUGAGAAAUAGCAGUUGUGUAUGAAUUAUCAAGCACUCAAUAAGCUUAUGAUUAAGAACAGAUACUUACUGUCACAGAUUUAACAACAGUUGAAUACAGUUAGAAAUACUUAAUAUCUAUCAAAG
Blastomyces dermatitidis ER-3 is the source of this 2528-nucleotide messenger RNA. Its product is annotated as oxidoreductase. The record is from RefSeq and is a predicted model, not a curated record. Gene Ontology annotation, molecular function: oxidoreductase activity, acting on NAD(P)H, oxygen as acceptor. Gene Ontology annotation, cellular component: intracellular anatomical structure. Lineage: Eukaryota; Fungi; Ascomycota; Eurotiomycetes; Onygenales; Ajellomycetaceae. The coding region runs from base 743 to 1963 and encodes 406 amino acids. The transcript is spliced from 4 exons.